AUGGAUGCCGAGCAGCAGAGCUCUUCACUGGUGCCCUCUGCUCAGAACUCAGUAGAGCCUAUUAACUCUCAACUGAUCUUGGAGCCUUCCAUCUCUGAUUACCCAACAGAAAUCCUGAUCUCUGAGUUCUUCAUGGAUCUAAGUUUCUUCCCACUGAAUAUGAGAACGUACAGACUUUCUGACCAGGACCUCCUGCAGAAACCUGCAAAGCAGAAGGAAGCAAAAACAAAGCAUGAGGAGAGGGCGUCUACCUCCCAGCCAGCUCAGCCUGAACCCCAGUUGGGCAAGAAGCAGGAGAAAAAAGGUUUCCCAGAAAGUCCUGCUAAGCAGGCAGAAACGGUUGACAUGACUAAGGCACUGCACAGACAGAAGUUUUAUGCUCAGGAGAAACAUCUUUUUCACUGGGCUGAGAACACAUCCCUGAAUGCCAUCCAGUCAGGUCUCUACAUUGGCUGGCGCUGCCCCCAUUACCUCUGGGACUGUUUUCAAAUUGGGGAUGAAUCCAAGUGCUUUUGUGGUCAUUUAUUGAAAGAGCAUAAGAUCCUAUCAGAUAUAUCUGUGCCCUGCAGUGUUAGCCAGUGUCGCUGCCUCAUGUUCUGCUUCAUCCCCUCACGCCCAGAAGAAGUAGGUGAGUUCUGGCUCAGGAGACGAGCCUUCUUUGACCCCAAGGCCUGGAGAGCCCUAUGUCGCUGCAAACACAGUCAUGAAGAGCAUUUGGCCACUGGUGGACAUCCCUGCAGAGUCAAAGGCUGUUGCUGUGUUUGCUUUGAAUCUAAUUUCCUCUGUGCGGCCUGUGACCGACGCUGGGAGGAACAUGGAACAUUUUUUGAGACUGAGGAUACCCGGCGACGAGGAGGGAGGCCUCAUGGUGAGAAAUAA
This is a messenger RNA of Sorex araneus (European shrew), 879 nucleotides long. RefSeq names its product family with sequence similarity 221 member B (gene FAM221B). The transcript is spliced from 7 exons. The record is from RefSeq and is a predicted model, not a curated record. Bases 1 to 879 code for a protein of 292 amino acids. Lineage: Eukaryota; Metazoa; Chordata; Mammalia; Eulipotyphla; Soricidae.